Aspergillus luchuensis is the source of this 927-nucleotide messenger RNA. RefSeq names its product putative transcription factor Rap1. Gene Ontology annotation, cellular component: shelterin complex. The transcript is spliced from 2 exons. The record is from RefSeq and is a predicted model, not a curated record. Gene Ontology annotation, biological process: telomere maintenance via telomere lengthening; regulation of DNA-templated transcription. Lineage: Eukaryota; Fungi; Ascomycota; Eurotiomycetes; Eurotiales; Aspergillaceae. Bases 1 to 927 code for a protein of 308 amino acids. Gene Ontology annotation, molecular function: telomeric repeat DNA binding.
AUGCAACCCCACGAGAGAAACCCUAAGGCUUCCAUUAGAGGAAAUAAGAUCUAUCAAGAGCUGGCCGAGAAGCAUCCAAGGCACACGUAUCAAUCAUAUCGGGAUCGGUACCUCAAAAGGCUCAAGGGGCAUCCACGCCCUGGUGGCAUGCCAGAAUCAACAGAACAACCUGCACCUAAUGAGCCCUCCAAUUUAGCUACUCGCGCAGUCCAGUCUGAGCCUCGAGGAGGAACUACACCGAGGGCUGCAUCUACUGCUAUCCAAACAAAUGACAAGAAGAGGAAACGGGUUUCCGAGGAUACUCCUGAGGAAGGAAAUGUAGACAAUUCCAACAAGCCCAGUCUGAAGAAACGAGCUACCGAAGUCAAUAUCAACCUUCCAGACCCUUUCAUCUCCGAACCUCAAACAAAAGUGGCUGCAGUAUCACAUUCAGCGACAGCUUCCAACGGGCAAAGACCAAGUCCUGGGGCAAAAGAGGCGAGAGAACGCGGGGCCACUCUGGAAUCAGAAGCUCCAGCUAAAGAGCCACACCAGCCUUCACAGCCAGACCCCCUGUUUCUGGGGUUCCCAUUUUUGCCUUCUGAUGAUGAGCCUGAAGAGGAAGAUAUGGAGCAGGAUAUCGACGCAUGGAUUGAUGAGCGACUUCGUACCGGAAAGGCUCAGCAUGAGGAACAAAUACAUCAAGCACUGCGGUGCACCAGCAUGGAUCCAGAAUUAGCUGACAGGGUCCUGGCUAUCCUAGUAGAAGGGAAACCUAUACCGGAUGAUAUGCCCGGUGUUUGGACACCUGAAGAUGAUAAAUGCAUAGAAGGAAAUGAGAGUCGAGGCAUCCAACGAGUCAUGGAGAAGCAUGGGACGGAGGCCUUCAACAAUCGCUGGGAGUACCUCAGCAUGGUCAGAGAGGCCGGUCUUCUGGAUACCCUAUGA